This is a messenger RNA of Homalodisca vitripennis (glassy-winged sharpshooter), 7946 nucleotides long. RefSeq names its product probable serine hydrolase (gene kraken). The transcript has 6 exons. Lineage: Eukaryota; Metazoa; Arthropoda; Insecta; Hemiptera; Cicadellidae. Bases 287 to 1240 code for a protein of 317 amino acids. The record is from RefSeq and is a predicted model, not a curated record.
CAUGACUCAAUGUCAGUGUCUCGUGUGGCGUGCGUGAAGUUGUUAGAUGGACAAGGAUAACUCUGUGAAAUUCAAUAAUUGGAGUCGUAUCGAACGAUAGUCUUCUGUGAAAUCGCGAAGUGUGAGCAUGGACUACUGUGGUUGUGCUAGUCGAAUAAGCCUAUGAAAAUAAAGUGCUUUGUAAUAACUUUUUGGUUUAGUACGUACAUUUAAAACUAGUAUUUUGUUUGUUAUUGAGGAUUUAACCUCUACACUUAUGUUCUAAAUUUGAAGAAGCGAAUCUAACAUGAGCGAAACGUUGGGAACGAGAGAGCCUGUAGAAAUUAAAAUUCCAGUUCCUUGGGGUCACAUUAGUGGUAAAUGGUGGGGGCCACAAGACAAAAAUCCUGUCAUUGCGAUCCACGGCUGGCAAGACAACGCAGGAACAUUCGACAACUUGGCGCCGUUGCUCCCAGCAGAUGUUCCCUUCCUAUGCAUCGACCUCCCUGGCCACGGAUUCUCUUCUCAUCUGCCUCCGGGUCAGUUCUACUAUAUAUGGUGGGACAGCCUGGUGGUUGUGCGGAGGGUGGUGCAGUAUCUGAGGCUGGAGAAAGUAACGCUGGUCGGACACUCUCUCGGGGGCGCUGUAGGGUUCUUGUACGCCGCCACGUAUCCUGACGAGGUGGACAAACUGAUCUCCAUCGACAUCGUCUGUCCUCGGGUCGAGAGUCCGCAAACUAUCGUAGAUCGCACAAAGAUAUGCGUUGAUAGGUUUCUGAAGUACGAGAGCAUGUCUGCGACAAGUGUGCCUUGCUACGAGCGCCAAACGAUGCUGGACAUCGUGGAGGACGCGUACCAGGGCUCGGUGUCACGGCAGAACUGUGAGGUGAUGAUGAGGAGAGGGAUGAAGCCUUCUCCGGAUAACAAUAACACGUACUUCUUCUCCCGGGAUUCCAGGCUGAAGAUUGCUGGCUUGGCGAGUUUUUCCAAAGACCACGUACUAGCGUACGCAGCAAAAAUCAAGUGCGAUUAUCUCAACAUACGAGCAGACCCUGGUAUCAGUUUUGCCUAUCCAGAACUCUACCAUCAGCUGUUGGACGUGAUCAGAGAGAAUUCAUCCAGGUUCGAGUUCCACAAGGUGAAGGGAACUCACCACAUCCACCUGGAGGAUGCUCCAGCCAUCGCCGGUAUUGUAGGGAAUUUCCUCACGAAGGAGGGACCAGUCUCGAUGGCUCAGAACCACAACGACCUUGUAAUCUAGAGAAAUCCUAGGCUGCAAUAUUUUUACACAUUGUUAGUAUAUUAUCGUGCUAAGGAAUCGUGAUCACACUGAACGUUAUUUAUUUAGCGUAGGAUAGUCUUUUUAAUUUCUCUGAGAGUUUAGCAAUAAUGUGAUAUUUUUCUGUAUAAGCUGUACAUAAUUAUUAGUAAUGAUUUCUUGUAUUGAAAGUAAAAUCACUGUGUAUUGAGCAUUUAAUGGCUUAGGGAUCAUUUUAAUAGGUAUUUAUGAUAUUUUUACUAUAAUUUCUUUAUGUAGAUACAAAGGCAUUUUAAAUUUCUGACCAUCAUAUAAUCUAUAAAAGCAAACAAGAAAAUCUUUCAACGGAAGGCACAGACUGUCUUCUCUAUUUCUUAGCAUUGCAUUUCAGUUUCAUUGCCUUAUGGUUUCCGUUACCUUGCAAUUUACGCAUUUACAACAUUUUCAAAUGGCACUAAGCUAUUAGAUGCAUUAACAAUGUUGUAAUAUGAUCUCUCUCAGAAAGUCUAGUCUCACUUUUUUUGAACUAAAACUUACAUAAAUCUAAAGAUAAAGAUCCGAGGUUCAGUAUUAUACUGUAAAACAUUCUAUAGUUACGUUGUAUUGUUCAUUUCAAAAAUUUAAAAUUGUACGUUCACAUUUCUGAUUGCAAUUUGUUCAUGUAAUUAUGAACGCGUAAAAAUUACUGUAUGUUUUCCAAAAUUUCUUGUCGAGAGUUUACGUUCUACAUGAUCAUGAGUAAUAUUAUUGAAUAGUGUAUUCUUGGCUUUCAGAAACGUUUUAAGAGCCAGUUAGAAAAUAAAAUGUUUAUACAAUAGCUCUUUGAAAAGGUUAUGUUUUGUAAAAUCGCAAAAUGCUUAAUGCGUCAAAAAUAGCUUCAUUAAUUUUUUUACUUUCAUGUUGUCUGGAAGUAGUGAAAUUCAUAUUAACUAUCAUCAACAAAAAGAAUAACUUCUAUAAGGAACAGUAUAGUCACUGAAAACGAUGAUCUAGUAUUUUAUUUUCGCUCUGUAGCACAAUUGCCGACUGCUAGUAUAUAACGUUGCCGUGAUGAUUUCUCUGUUGUCAUUACACCAUUAUCAAUACUAGUGUAUUGUUUGCUACUUAUUUGGAUCUUUUAGGCUUUCCUUGUUUAGUGUGUACAAAUACAUGUUUUUGUGCAAGAUUUUAGUGAACUGACUGGAUUUUUAUGAUUUUUUUUAUUGUUGGGUAAAUGAUUUUCUGUACAUUUCACAAUGAGUAUUAAUUUGAACAGUAGUGGUAUUAGGAAUGUACUGGGUAGUGAAUCGGAAAAUGUUAUUUGGUAGAUACGGAUGAUGUCUUACCUGACUUGGAUGGCCUUAUGAAUUAUUCGUGCCUGAUUCUAUUGACUUGGAAAAAUAAAAAUACCUACAUUGUUGUACAUUUUUGUAAACUUCUAUAAAUGUACUUUCUAUAAAUCAUUACUAGAAAAAGGGAACAACAAUUACAGGAGAAUAUUAUGCAUUAUUAUUGGAACGGCUGAGGAAAGAAAUCAAGGAAAAAUGUCCACAUCUGAAAAAGAAAGUUUCUGUUUAAUCAAGACAAUGUACGGGUGCACUUAUGCUCAGUUAUAAUGGCCAAAAUUAUGGAAUUAAAGUUCCAAUUAUUACAACAUCCAAUGUAUUCACCAGAUUUGGUCCCUAGUGACUAUUUCCAGUCGUGUGUAAAUGGUUUGGCAAAUAAAGGUUUACGUCUAACAAGUAAGUAAUCACCGAAACAAAUGCCUAUUUUGAGGAGCUUCCAAAAUCCUACUUUUUAGAUGGCUUUAAAAAAUUGGAAAACACUUACACAAAUGUAUAGAGUUGAAAAGAAAUUAUGUUAAAAAAUUUGUUUUAAAUUCAGGCCAAAAUUGGUUUUUUCUAUUUUUUUCUAAGGACUUCUUGAAUGACCCUCGUACUUGUUAUUCAUUGUAACAAUAACACUGUAUUAUUCUGCUAAUAUACCCUCAAUAUCCUUUUUAUCAGUUUGCAGUGGUGAAAUUUCUUCACUAAGUGCAUCAAUUAACAUUUUGUUUCGUUGCCUUUCUUGAGUAGCUUUUUCGUGGAAACACAUCGAAACAGUUUUUAAGUUCCUAUAACUCUUUUCUCCUGAAUUUUAUCAGAUUACUCUUCUCCAAUUUAGGCAUAACUUCACACUUAUUUUUUUACAUUCUAAAUUUCGUACUUAACGUUUUUGUCCGCAUUCAGACUAUUCAUUUUCCAGUCUCUUGUUCAGGUUAUUUGUCUUUGGGUUUCAGUUGCUAAGUUGGUUAAUAUCAUUGCUAAACUUCUUUGUAAAGGUUAAGCUUUUCUGUUUAUAUCAGUUUAAUACAUUUUUUUUCUCAUCAGUUGAAGAAUUCUGAAUGUUGCAUGUGAAGGGUUAACAGGUCCGUCAUUGCUAUCCAGAGAGGAUGAAGAACACCUCUGGCGUGGAAACCUCUCUGACUGAUAGAACAGCACCCUUGAUCUAUGUAUCCAGUCCAUAUCCAGGAUCAUAUCUUCCAAGAGGAGGAGCAUAGGUUGUCUCUUAGCUUUUGCAAAUGAUGGAUGUCAGGUCUUAUUGAAUAGAUAUAAGAAACACAAAUUAAAAUUGCCUGCAAGAUUUUCACUAAUGGUAAUAAGACAUAAAAUUUAUUAUUUUAUAUUUAAUUUUGUUGCGAGAAAUUGUUCAAUAAACAUUAUACCCACGUAGUCUUAUCUCUCUUCUCUCUCUCUCUCUUCGAAAUGUUGAGUUCAAUAACAAGGUUUUUAUAAUAAUGCAAUAGAAAACGUAUCUGUGAAUACAAUUUUUCAUUUGAUUUUGAUCACUUCUCAUCAGUGUUAAAACUGUUGACCAUUUUGAAAUUCUUUCAGGUAAUAAAAUGCUUAGCACAGAGCGCAACCUAACUUAUCGUCCAAAACUACUGAUGAAAUUAAGUUAUAAAUUUGUACGAAGAAACAGACAACUUGUUGUGAACUUUGUAAGCAUGGAUAGAGAAACCAAAAUACCAUAGUUAAUCAGAAUUGGGAUAGAAAUAGUUCUCCUACCAAAUAAAAAAACGUACUUGUAUGUGAUGUAUAUUUUUGUUAGUAACUUUUAUAUAAUUUACGUUGUUAUUUCAACAAAGUAAAAAUUGUGUUUAUUUUAACCAUUGAAUUCUGAAUUAUUGUUAACCAAAAUGUUAAGCAAAAUUUUGUAUUCAUUACUUUUACUGUUAUAGGAAGUACACAAUGCUACUGAAAAGGUAAUUUAUUGCAUGGGAGAUGCUUAAAAUAAAUGAAACCAGGCCAAUCUGCUCCUUAGUAAUACAUUUUCCCAUUAAACCUAAUGUCAGUACGUAUAUAAAUGUAUAUUAUUUUGGGUGCUAAUUCUGUAGACUCUUUUGAUCUUUUUUUGUCAGUGAGAAAAGCUGUAAGUGGCUGAAGAAAUGCUAUUAGAGUUUGAUGUUAAAUUAAAGAUACUCCAAGCAGCAGAUUUACUAUUUAAUUAAGACUUGCACUAUUUGUUGGAUAACUAGCACUUCAAAGUUAAAAAUUACUGUUACCAACCAAGUGAAUAGUAAAUUUACAUGCAAUCUCGCAGGUACUCAUUAAAAAAAGGUUUCUGAUAUGAUGUGUCUGUUGGAUGAAAUUAUGUAUCUGUUUGAAUUCACAAGUUUCUGAGUAUGGUGCUAUGGAAUAGGAUAGAUGAAAUGUGAAUUUCUUCUGAUGAGAUGCUUAGUCAUCGUCUACAUACUCACGAGUUCGUCCUUCACGUAAAGUUGCCCAACAACGUCUCUGUAGAAGUGAGUCGAUGUGGAUCAGUGGAAUUGCAAAGCUCCACAACUUGAAUUGCAACAACAAAAAAGUAAAAGGUUUCCACCAGAACUUGAAUUUUGAGUUUAGUUCCAGUUCACCUUCCUUUUAUUGGAGCGUCUGGUAUCUGAUGCUGUCUCAGACUUGACUCCUGGAAUUUGGAGUCAUGUUCGUCUGAAGAGAUCCAAAGAAAGUCGAUGACGAAGAAGCUCAAAACGAAACAUUUACAUUAUUUCGACAUCAGAGAUACCUAUUAAUAGUCUCAUCAGGUACACAAUUGAACUGCCACGACAACACAACUGUUGCUCGGAGUUUUGUAAAAUUCUGUGAGGUGAGCUAUUGUGAUAUGCGUUUUAUGAAACUUUGUUGUCAUUUGUUUUGACCAAUUUUUUACACAGUUGGUCACUGCAGAAUGCCACAAGAGCUACCGUUGCCUUUCCCCUUACAUGGGUUCCCAGUUCCUUCAUUUAACUAACUCAUGGCCUGUACUAUAAGUUUUUAAGGCAUAAAAAGUGCACUUAGGUAGUUACAUGCUGUAGUAGGAAACACAAUUGUAAUAGCUAUAGUAAGCACCUAGUUAGGUAUGUAUAAUCACAUCAUAUUACAACUACAACCAGUGGCGUAAUUAAGACCCUUGCUUUGGGGGGACGAAUCUAGCUCACCACAUUGGAGGGUAUGGAAUAAAUCUAAUUUUAAAUAAAUUAGAUAGGCCUAAUUCACAGUAAAACACUUAACUGCUGUAUUUCAAAUAAGUUGAGUACGUUGCUGUCAAACAUAUAUUUUAAAAUUGUUUAGUGUUUUUGGAGGGGGCUGUAUCCUCUCAUCACCCCUUAGUUACGCCGCUGAUUACAACCACUAUAUAAAUGACAUAAAAUGAGCACAUUGAUUUUAAUCAAAUACUCAGUUUUUUUAUAAGAAAACGGUUUUUGAUCAAAAAUACAGUGCAAAUCUGGUGUAACAAUUAUGAUUAUAUUUUAAGAUUGGAUCAUAUGAAACAUGUAUUUUUUUAUUUUAGGUGAGUGUUUAGUUUAUAAAUUUUAUCAAUUAAUUACAGUUUUUGUCUUAAAAUUUUUUUUUAUAAAGAAUGUUGUUAUUUUCACAUUUAUAACCUAUAAAUCGGCCUUUAAGUGGUUUAACCUCAUCUAGAUGAAAAAUAAUUUAAUAUUGAUUUUUUGUAAAAAUUAUAUGGAAACUAUGGACAUCAAACAUUCCAAACAAGACGACAAAACUCACCAUUUCAUUAGUAUGGAAACAGUGAAAUAUAAUAUAAAAGUAGAAUGUUUGGGCAAUAUUUUGGCACUAUAUAUUUAGAGGAGAUUAACACAUUCACUGCUGAGAAAAAUAUUGAAACUCAUAAUGUUCAAUACAGUUGCUGAAGGUCUACGAUCAGAGACGGCAGCUUCCGUGGUAAGUUCACCACCUCUCUGAUUGGAGACAUUAGCAGUGAAUUUACGCUUUGACAGCAGUGCCUCCUAGCUCAUAUACUGCAAGCUAUUGCUACAGAUGCUGCAGCAGUUGUUGUUACUGUAUAUUGUCAGCACUGAAGUGAAUGUAUUUGGUUCAAUUUGUUGUGACUGAAUUGUGAAAAUGUUUAACCCAUCGUAGAUCAUUGAUGAGAUAUCUCAUUCAGUAGUAGAGAUGACAAGUUCAGCUCAUCAUUUUUAAUAUUGCCUCUUAAUAGUUAUAAUAUUGCUUGGUAGAGUGCAGUUUUGUGUUUUUUGGACAACUUAGCAUUUUUAACAUUGAUCUUACUUGACUCUGUUUUACUUUCUCAAUUUUUAGUUUUACUUUCUCAAACUUCUAAUAAUCCGUUCAAUAGUGGUUUUAACUUUUUAUUUUCCUUAGAUAUAGUUAUAAUUUUUUCAGUACAAAAGCACAAGUAAUGUAUUUAAGCACUAAAAUUAAUUUCGUUUUAAAGACAGACUUGAGUUAAGGCCGCAAGUAGUGUGGUGAUAUAGGCUGGUUUACAUUAGUCGAGGAAUCUUAGCGUACUUACUCGGCCCAUUCUACUCACUGUGUAGUUUUAGAAGACUGUAUCCACACUCAGUUUUGAAGAAAGUAUUGAUUGUUUGAUACGGAACUGUUUAAAUCAGUCAGCAAAUGCCCCAUUACAAGUGAAAAUAGUGGAAAAUAAAGUAAACAGAGAAACACGUUAGGUAAGAGAUUGGAUUAGGAGAAGGGCACUGCAUCUGCUGUACAAGAUGAGUACAUGUCAUUCCUCAGAGUAACUCGAGAUAAUUUUGAUAAUUUUUGUGAUUUCAAUAAAGCUGAAAAUCACACAAAAUUGAGUGAGUCAUCUGGACAAUUAAGAUAACAGACUACAGCUAGUAAUUUAACUGUAGGUAGUGACCUGUUUAUCGCAUUUAGUUAUUUUUGUAUGUAGAGCUAAAGAGAUACCAUAAAAAUUCUUCAUUAUGUUAUACCUAAAAUGUUUAGUGUUUUCUCUUUACUUCAUGUUUGGUAAAAGUAUUACAAUAAAAUGAUAUAAUGCCAGCACUUACCAAGCCAGCUUACUUACUUAUUUAUUUUGUUGAAUUGGGUGACUUUACAGCAGAAUGUUUGAUAGAUUAAAAUCUGGGUGGUGGAGGGCUGAAAUUACUUGACUUGCCCGCCAGCUGGGUCUGCAACUCGACUUGUCCAGUUAUUUCGAGUUGAGUUGACGGGCGUGCACUAACUUGUCAUCCCAUUCGACCAAUAUAAAAAGGGCUUAUGCACUUUACAGUACAGCCGCUGUACAACGUCCAAUAAUUCGUUCCCAACGCGAACAAACGCUGCGUUCGCGUUGAUUCGUUCGCUCAUACAACGAUCCAAGAUGGGUUAAUCCAAAGUAUUGUUAACAAAACAUGUUUUCUAUUCCACCAUUUCUUACAUCGUUUAUACAAUGUUCCUCUAUCAAUGUAAUGCUUCUGAUAAUACAUUGUUGAUUUAUAAGGUUU